GUUGCGAAGUGACGUGUCUCUAAUCGCGAUAAAUUGUAUCUAAAGAUUCGCAUCGACUAUUUCGAGCACCGUGUAUGACUUUCGUGCGCCACCAUCGCGUCUCUCAUGGCUUAAAGAUUGCGUGGUGUUCGAAACUCUAACAUGGAAAGGGAGAAGCGUCAAAGAGUAAGGAUGCCGCAGAUGGUCGUGAGCGGAGAGAAGGGUGAGGGGUGCGUGAAGUUGAAGGCCGAGGUCGCGGGCGCGGGGGCGACGGCGGUGGGGCGUAUGGUGGACUCCAGCCAGGCCGACGACCGCAAGCUGAUCCGCUUGGUGCGCGAGCGGAGACUGCUGUAUGCGCGGAACAACAUGCCCGUGGCGAGCUACUACACGCAGGUGAAGAACCUGUGGGACGACGUCGCCAUGAAGAUGGACUGGAGCGUGGCAGACGUACGAAGGAAAUGGUCCCACAUCAGGAAUUCGUAUUCCCGCCAUCUGCGGAACGAGAUGCACGGUGCCUGUACCAGCAAGGGGCGAAUGGUGUCACGCUGGUACCUCGCCGACGAGCUGGAGUUUCUGCGGGAGCACAUGGCGACCGACAUGAGAUCUUCUCCUUACCCGUACGCGCCUACUUUACUGGAAAUGGAUCUCAACAAGCCCCCCACUUCAGAGCCAGUCGACGUGAAACCGUUCAUUCCUAACCCAUGGUUCGCGCUGAACACCACGUCAAAAUCACCGGCCUUGGAGCACAAACCGCCCUCGACACACAAUGAUGACAGCUCCUGUUCAACGGCAUUCUCCCCGGAUGAAAACACAUCCUUCUUCCAAUUCUUCCGAGGCAUUCACAGCGAUUACUUAGAAUUACCUGCAAAGAAACAAAGACGGUUUAAGAGAAAAUGUUUAAAUUUCCUACACGAACUGCUGGAUGAAGAAGACAACGAUGAUCCAAUACUAGAUUACGCGCACCAAGACGACGUGUUGAAUCUGUCCAACACAGGUCACGUAAGCGAAGACGACAAAGACGUCAAACCCGUGGUGGAAGACGGCUACAUCCUUCCCAAUAACUGAUAGUCAGACAAUGUAUUGUUACGGUUCGAUGUCUCCCGGUGCUCACUUGUGUGAAACAUCCAUUAACAUAUAUAGCUCGUGCAAGUUCCUAAGAUAAUGUUAGUCAAUAACUAGAUAAAUAUAUUAUGUUAAAAGAUCUUUUAAGAAAUAAAUCUAUUUUAUAUG
Messenger RNA from Nymphalis io (European peacock), 1209 nucleotides. RefSeq lists its product as uncharacterized. Gene Ontology annotation, biological process: regulation of transcription by RNA polymerase II. Lineage: Eukaryota; Metazoa; Arthropoda; Insecta; Lepidoptera; Nymphalidae. The record is from RefSeq and is a predicted model, not a curated record. The transcript is spliced from 3 exons. Bases 142 to 1044 code for a protein of 300 amino acids. Gene Ontology annotation, cellular component: nucleus; transcription regulator complex.